Nezara viridula (southern green stink bug) is the source of this 834-nucleotide messenger RNA. NCBI's taxonomy places the organism in Eukaryota, Metazoa, Arthropoda, Insecta, Hemiptera, Pentatomidae. The record is from the annotation of a GenBank genome assembly.
AUUAUUACUAAUAAUAACAUUAGCUCCUUAAACAAUUAGUGUAUACCCUAAAGUGAUUUCUUAUAUACAGCUCAUCUAAAUUUAAAAAUUUGGAAAUCAGCUCUUUUUGUUCCCUGUAUACAUUGUGAUUAAUUGAACCUUAAGAAACAUUGUCCACCAGCUACGUCAUUCUACUUCUCCGAUUAUAAUAUUAUUACUUCUAUGGAGAAAGUUUUUAACCUUCCUUUGUUAUGAGCUCUCGUGUACCAUAGGGUUUAAGUGAUCUUGAAGUAAUAUUUCAGUUCAAUAUGAAUGAAAAAGAAUAUUCAUUGGAUGAUGUUUAUUUUUCAUUAUCUGAUACACAACAAUUUAAAGGAACAAAAGAUCCUGAGGAGUUAAUGAAAAAGAGUGUCAUUUCAAAUGGGUUUUUAGCUAAAAAAAAGUUACCAGUUGCUAUGUACAACACUAAGAUAAGUAAUAAGAACCAGAAAAUAAAGCGUAAGUUGCCAGAAGAAACCAGAACUGACAUCAAAGUCCUUAAAAUGAGGGCUGCUUUAGAUCCGAAGCGGUUUUAUAAGAGGAAUUUGAUGAAAGGGAGAAUAGAAAAUGUUCAGGUUGGAACAGUUUUAGAUUCUCCUGCUGAUUUCUACAAAAGCCGAUUACCAAGCAAAUUAAGGAAGAAAACUUUAGUUGAUGAGCUGUUGGCUGAUGCAAAAUUUAAGAAAGAUAUUAAAAGGAGAUAUGUUGACAUAAUAGAACAGAAGAAAUUUAAGUAUAAAAAAGAAUAUAAAUUACAAAAAAAGAGACAAAAGUCUCAUUCUCAUAAAUAGUUAAUAAUAAAUUUAAGUUUUUAUC